Molecule: messenger RNA, 779 nt
Organism: Poecilia reticulata (guppy)
Lineage: Eukaryota; Metazoa; Chordata; Actinopteri; Cyprinodontiformes; Poeciliidae
Gene: scpp9
Product: secretory calcium-binding phosphoprotein 9
Source: RefSeq, a predicted model, not a curated record
AUCUGGAGCAAGCGUGCUUUUCGCAGAUUUCAAGGUGCAAACAUGAAGCUUUUUCUCUUCGCUGUGUUUGUGGCAGCAGUCACCUCCAGUGUCAGCGGGGGCAAGACCGCAAGACUGUUGGCAGCCAUGAAUGCUGGGAUGCUUAACGGGAUGAUAGGAGGAGGUUUGAACCCCCCUCUGAUGGCUGGUGGUGGAGUUGGUUUACUUGGGCAGCCCCAGUUUGCUCAGAUUGUUCCUGGACUCCCUGCCUUUGCUGUUCGAGCUCCAGUUCCUAACAUGUUCCCUGCAGCAGUCAAUCCGUACCAGUUCCCUGUGAUGGGUGUUCCUCAAAUGCCCCAAAUGAACCCUCCUCAGCAACUUCCAAUGGGAAUGGCUGGUGGUGUCAUGCAGCAGCAGCCUGCCUAUCAGGCUCCUUUCCAGGCUCCAUUCCAGGCUCCUUUUCAGGCUCCUUUCCAGGCUCCUGCCCAGCCUCCUGCUCAGCCUCUGGUUCAGCCUGAUCCACUCCGAAGAUUCAGGCGUCAGACUGUGAAAUCUGAAAAUGCAGCAAAGUCUUCUGUGGACACACAGAUUCCACGUCCCGCUGAGCCCACGACAGUUUCUCCGUGUAACAAUAAGGAAGCUAAUUAAGUUCACGCUGGUAAUAUGUCAAAAUCCGACUCCAUGGCACAAAGAGGCGUCUCACGUUGUCUUAUUCUAUGUAUCUUCAUGAUUUGAAUCAAAAUUAAAAUCAAUCAGUUUUUGUACCUUUGUUUCCAAUAAAGAAAUUAUGUUGAAAUCAG